This is a messenger RNA of Magallana angulata, 416 nucleotides long. RefSeq lists its product as uncharacterized. The transcript has 4 exons. Bases 1 to 399 code for a protein of 132 amino acids. Lineage: Eukaryota; Metazoa; Mollusca; Bivalvia; Ostreida; Ostreidae. The record is from RefSeq and is a predicted model, not a curated record.
AUGGAUAGAACAUUUCUGAAGAUGGUUCACAUAUUUUCAUUGUUUGUCACAGGGUACUCACAAUCAACAUGCAGACCUCCGCUACCUGAUGGGAUACCCUACUGCUGUCCUUUCUACUUUUUAAAACAAAACGUAUGUGUCGAAUGUCCCGCUGGAUACAACAAGUCACCCAGUGGUAACAACUGCAGCGUCCCUUGUCGUCAUCCAUCAUACGGAGCUCGGUGUGAGAGUGUGUGUAACUGUUCUAAGGAGGACUGUCACCACGUCGACGGAUGUCCUGUGACAAGUACUAAAGGAACUUUCCAGAAAAACUCUUCGAUCCAUUAUUUAUCCACUUUAUUUUACACAGGUAAAAAAUUAUGCAACGCUUUUUACAGAUUAAGUUCUAAACACAAUUAAACUGCUAAAUACUUGAG